AAUAGCAGUGAAGGAAAGUGACAGUAAACUACAGAUUUAGCAGAAGCCAUUACUGAGCUCAGAACAGACGGAGACAGAAUGGCAUCUGGAUCUUCUCUCCUGGAAGAGGAGCUCUCCUGUCCUGUGUGCUCUGAAAUCUUCAGGGAUCCUGUUCUCCUGAGUUGCAGUCACAGCUUCUGUAAGGCCUGUCUGCAGCAAUACUGGGAUGAGAAGGGAUCUCGGGAGUGCCCAGUUUGCAGGAGAAGAUCUUCUAAGGCUCAACCUGCCUGUAACCUGUCUCUGAGGAAUACCUGUGAGGCGUUCUUAAAGGAGAGAAGUCAGAGAGCUAAAGCAGGAUCUGAAGUGCUCUGCAGUCUGCACAGUGAGAAACUCAAACUCUUCUGUUUGGAGGAUCAAACACCCAUCUGCCUUGUCUGUCAAACUUCAGAAAAACAUGAAAGCCACAAACUGCGACCAGUUCAGGAGGCUGCAGGAACGUGUAAGGAGAAACUCAGGACUGCACUAGCUCCACUGCAGGAGAAGCUAAAAGCCUUUAAUGCAGUGAAACAAAUCUGUGAUCAAACAGCAGAGCACAUCAAGAGCCAGGCCCAGCACACAGAGAGACAGAUAAAGAUGGAGUUUGAGAAACUUCAGCAGUUCCUAAAGGAUGAAGAGGCAGCCAGGAUCACUGCACUGAGGGAGGAAGAGGAGCAGAAGAGUCAGAUGAUGAAGAAGAAGAUUGAGAAGAUGACAGAAGAGAUAUCAUCCCUUUCAGAACAAAUCAGAGCCUUAGAACAGGAGCUGGGAGCUGAAGACCUAUCAUUCCUGCAGUGCACACUGGGAGAUCCAGAGAAGGUAUCAGGAGCGCUGGUUGAUGUGGCCAAGCACCUGGGCAAUCUGAAGUACAGAGUGUGGGAGAAGAUGCUGGGGACUGUUCAAUACACUCCUGUGACUCUGGACCCAAACACAGUCCAUCCCAAACUCUCACUGUCUGAGGAUCUGACCAGUAUGAGAUACAGUGGUGAGAGACAGCAGGUUCCUAAUAAUCCAGAGAGAUUUGAUGGGUGGUUGUGUGUGCUGGGCUCUGAGGGAUUCAGCUCAGGGAGACACUGCUGGGAUGUAGAAGUGGGGGGUGAUGAGUGGUGGGUGGUGGGUGUGGUUAAAGAGUCCUUCAGCAGGAAAGGGCAUGUGGAUCCGAGCCCAGCAGGAGGAGUGUGGGGUAUAGAGCGGUACAGCAGUGGGAUAUAUGCAGCCACUACCUCCCCACUCACAGACCUCACUGUGCUGAGGGACCUCCAGAGGAUCAGAGUGCAGCUGGACUGGGACAGGGGGGAGGUGUCAUUCUCUGACCCCAGUGACAACACUCCUCUCUACACUUUUAAACACUCCUUCACUGAGAGACUGUUUCCAUUCUUUGGUACUCUGGGGACCGUGCGGAUUGGUCCACUGAAGGUGUCUGUCAGUGUAAAAUAGCACUGAGGGAUUGUGGGUAAA
This is a messenger RNA of Conger conger (European conger), 1473 nucleotides long. Its product is annotated as E3 ubiquitin-protein ligase TRIM35-like. The record is from RefSeq and is a predicted model, not a curated record. The transcript is spliced from 5 exons. The coding region runs from base 79 to 1452 and encodes 457 amino acids. NCBI's taxonomy places the organism in Eukaryota, Metazoa, Chordata, Actinopteri, Anguilliformes, Congridae. Gene Ontology annotation, molecular function: zinc ion binding; protein binding.